Molecule: messenger RNA, 943 nt
Organism: Cylicocyclus nassatus
Lineage: Eukaryota; Metazoa; Nematoda; Chromadorea; Rhabditida; Strongylidae
Source: the annotation of a GenBank genome assembly
AUGAGCUAUUGGGAAAGUAGUAGUGUCAAAAUGCUGUUCCUGCUCUUUGUCUUCGUCCCGCUGGCAGAUGCUGUCACAACUCCGUCAAACGAUGUUCAAACCCACCUGCCUGAUCAGUCUCUUCUCAAUACUCCUGCCGUUCCUAUAAAGACUGUUCGUUCAUCCCAGUUGGGUGGAUCAGAUGAAGCUAAUAAGAGAAGUGUGGGCGCCGUCAAACGUAGCCAUUUCAAAGGGCUUGUGCUUCCUCGUGAUCAAUGGGCUUCAGGCUUGUGGCCAAAAGGAGAAGUUCCAUAUGAAAUGUCACCAAAAUACACUUCUCAAGAACGACGUAAAAUGCGGUUGGCGAUGAAAGCAUUUCGCAAGCACACAUGCAUAAAAUUUCGACCGCGAACUCCAAGUGAUAUGUAUUACUUAUCAAUCUCAAAUGAUGGUGGAAAAAAUGGAAAAGCGGAGUGUCGGAGCGAAGUCGGUCGUCAAACAAAUAAGGGUUCUCGUACACCUGAGGGCAAGUUCAAAACAAUGAUGUAUCUGCAGCAUAAUUGCUUCGAUCAAUCUACUUUGCUUCAUAAACUGAUGCACGUUAUCGGCUUUCCUCACGAACAUCAGAGAGAGGAUCGCAAUCCAAUUCUUAAUGCAGUGCAUAAAUCGGACCCUUAUUGGAAUGACUGGUAUCACAAGACCUUCCCGAGAACCGAUGCGUACUACAUGGGCAAUUACGACCCAGAGUCUAUCAUGCAUCACUCUUUUCCUAAUUUCAAAAACUAUGAACGGCAGUACUUUUCAAAAUCGGACAUCAAGAAUAUCAACAAGUUGUACAACUGCUCAGGUAGCAUUUUUCUAUGAAGUGGUUCACUCAAAGGAUGACAACGGUGUUUGUUAUAUUACGUAGUAAAAUUUUGAAACUAUUCUUUCAUUAAAUGAAGCAAUAAAUGAGCUAAUCAAA